ACGACGAAGACUUUUAUAAAAGCUCUGCAAGCAAAUAAUUGCAAACAACCCCGAGACUUGCAGGGUAAGUUUGCCUACUGUUAUCUUCCUAUAAAACCGGUACUGCGUGCUUAAACACUGCGCUCUUCGAAUCAUCAAAACGUAGUGCACAUCUUUCUCUUUAGAAUCAGAAAGUCCUAAAUAUUUCUUCCUUGUUUUUCUAUAACCUUUUCCGGUUAAGUUUUGUUAAUUAUGGCUGGCAAAGGCAAUGGUGCGGCAAUUGGGAUCGACUUGGGAACGUGCUAUUCGUGUGCGGCAGUUUGGAAGCAAAACCGGGUGGAGAUCAUACCCAAUGAGCUUGGGAACCGAAAGACUCCAUCUUAUGUGGCUUUCAAUGAGACCCACCGUUUGAUCGGUAAUGGGGCCAUGGACCAGGCUGCCAUGAAUCAUAGCAACACUGUUUUUGACGCUAAACGUUUGAUUGGAAGGAAAUUCGACGAUGCCUCAGUGCAACAUGACAUGAAAUUGUGGCCAUUCAAGGUGGUUCCUGGCCCUGAUGGGAGGCCACUUAUUGUGGUUGAAUACAAGUACGAGGAAAAGCGGUUUUUGCCCGAAGAAAUCUCUUCAAUGAUUCUCAUAAAGAUGAAGGAGAUUGCUGAGGUUUACUGUGGUUCGAAGAUAAAAAAUGUUGUUAUCUCUGUCCCUGCUCGUUUCAAUCACUCACAGCGUCAAGCAACAAUGGAUGCUGGUGUCAUUGCAGGCCUGAAUGUGAUGCGAAUAAUCAACGAGCCAACUGCUGCUGCUAUUGCAUAUGGGCUUGACAAGGACAAUAAUGCUGGUGAGAAGAAUGUGCUCAUCUUUGAUCUUGGUGGUGGUACUUUGGAUGUCUCACUUCUCGCCAUUGAAGGAGGUGUUUUUGAAGUGAAAGCUACGGCUGGUGAUACCCACUUGGGAGGUGAGGAUUUUGACCGUAGAAUGGUGAACCAUUUCCUUCACGAGUUCAGAAAAAGGCAUAAGCGGGAGAUUGCUGGUGGAAAGGCUCUUAGGAAGUUGUGGAUUGCUUGUGAAAAGGCCAAGAGGAUCCUCUCAUCUAAUACUCGAACUACAAUUGAGAUUGAUUCUCUAUUUGAUGGUAUUGACUUUAACACAAGCAUUACCCGAGCAAGGUUUGAGGAGCUUAACAUGGAUUUGUUCAGAAAAUGUAGGGAGCCCCUUAAGAAGUGUUUGAAGGAUGCUAAGAUCGAUAAGAACAGUGUCCAUGACGUGGUUUUAGUUGGAGGGUCUACUAGGAUCCCCAAGAUCCGGGAAUUGUUGCAGGAAUUCUUUGAUGGGAAGGAGCUCUGCAAAAGGAUUAACCCUGAUGAGGCUGUUGCUUAUGGUGCUGCUGUUCAGGCCGCAAUUCUUAACCGCGAGGGUGGUAGGAAAGUGAAGGAUAUCUUGUGCCUAGAUGUCACUCCUCUAUCCCUUGGAUUGGAGACUGCUGGAGAGGUCAUGAGUGUGCUGAUACCAAGAAACACCACCAUUCCCGUCAAGAAGGAGGAGGAGUUCUCAACCAAGGAAGAUAACCAGCCUGGGGUGCUGAUUCAGGUGUAUGAGGGUGAAUGUAGCAGCACUCAUGACAACAACUUGCUGGGCAAGUUCGAACUCUCUGGUAUUCCUGCUGCUCUUGGUGGAGUUUCAAAAAUCACCGUUUCCUUUGAUGUCGAUGCUGAUGGUAUCUUGAGCGCCUCUGCCAAGGACAAAACCACUGGACAGAAGACUGACAUCACAAUCACCGACAAGGGCAGGCUCUCCAAGGAAGAGAUUGAGAAGUUAGUGCAGGAGGCUAAGAAGUACAGGGCUGAGGACGAGGAACAUAAAAUGAAAGUUGAUACAAAGAAUGAACUCGAGAACUAUGCUUACGACAUGAUGAACGCAUUCAAAGACGAAAAGAUUGCAGUUAAGGUCCCUGCUGCAGACAAGAAGAAGAUUGAAGAAGCAAUUGAGCAGGCUAUCCAUUGGCUUGACCGAAACCAACUUGCUGAGGCAGAAGAAUUUGAGUUCAAGAAGGGCGAGUUGAUGAGCAUCUGCGGCCCUUUCAUUGCCAACAUUGGUCAAGGUGCUGAAGGUGACAUGAGUGGAACCACGCAAGAGGAGUCUGAGAAGUGCAUUUAUCAGCAAAAGGAGUGUAAUAUCAAGGUCGAGACAAAGAAUGCAAUGGUGAACUACGCUUACAAUAUAAUGAGCACUUUAAAAGAUGAAAAGAUUUCAGCUAAGAUCCCUGCAGCUGACAAAAAGAGGAUCAAAGAUGUAAUUCAGCAGAGUAUCCAUUGGCUCGAAGGGAACCACAAUGCCGAGGCAGAUGAAUAUAAGGUCAGGAUGAAGGAAUUGGAGAGCAUCUGCGACCCAGUCAUUGCCAGGACUUAUCAAGUUGCUAAUGGUGACAUUGGUGAAGCCUCGCAAAAGCAUAAGGAACCCAAUAAUGAGACCAAAACCAAAAUGCAGGACGCUGAGAAGGAUAUGGAUCAGGAAAACGAGCAUAAGACGAAGGAGACAGAGAAGAGGAAGAAGAAGGUUGAGAAGAAGAACAUGGCUGAAGAUAAGGUGCAUGAGGUUGAGGCAAAAAAUGCUUUGGAAAGUUGUGCUUACUACAUGAGGUACAAAAUCAGAGUUGUGAAGAAUGCUUUGACAAAGACCGAAGAUGCAAUUGAGCAGACUAUCCUUUGGCUUGAUAAGAACCAGAAUGCCGAGGCAGGGGAGUUUGAGAAUAAGAUGAAGGAGCUGGAGGGCAUCUGUCACCCGUUCAUUGCCAAAAUGAACUAAGGAGCUGGUGGUGAUAAAAAAAAAUAUAUAUAUAUAUAUAUAUAUUUCUUUCUACUGUUAUCUGAUCUUUGUUUGUGAGUAAUUGAAAGUUGUUGGGGCUUGAAGGGUGAGGCUUUAGUUACUUUUAUUGCACUUAUAUGUUAGCAUUGUAAAUCAGUUGUAUAUUGGGCGUUCUUGGGAUGUUUAAACUAUAUGUUGUGUUGUGAUGUUGGAAAAAA
Molecule: messenger RNA, 2999 nt
Organism: Juglans regia (Persian walnut)
Lineage: Eukaryota; Viridiplantae; Streptophyta; Magnoliopsida; Fagales; Juglandaceae
Product: heat shock cognate 70 kDa protein 2-like
Exons: 2
Coding region: 232-2781 (849 amino acids)
Biological process (GO): cellular response to unfolded protein; protein refolding
Cellular component (GO): cytoplasm
Molecular function (GO): misfolded protein binding; ATP-dependent protein folding chaperone; ATP hydrolysis activity
Source: RefSeq, a predicted model, not a curated record